This is a messenger RNA of Colletotrichum paranaense, 1431 nucleotides long. RefSeq names its product Snf7 family protein. The transcript has 2 exons. The record is from RefSeq and is a predicted model, not a curated record. NCBI's taxonomy places the organism in Eukaryota, Fungi, Ascomycota, Sordariomycetes, Glomerellales, Glomerellaceae. Gene Ontology annotation, cellular component: ESCRT III complex; multivesicular body. Gene Ontology annotation, biological process: vesicle budding from membrane; late endosome to vacuole transport via multivesicular body sorting pathway. Bases 1 to 1431 code for a protein of 476 amino acids.
AUGGGAGAGCUCGCCGACUUUCUCGUCGAAAGAGACCAAAACUUUCGCAAGGCCCGUUUGCCAGCUCUCUACUCCGACUUCCGCCCCCAACGAACCCUGAACCCAGAUGGCUUCCAAGCCAACGUCAGCGCCUGGCGCCAAGCCCUCGCUCGCGCAGCGUGGGAAGGCCGCAUCGCCUCGCAGCUCUCGGCGCCGAACCUGUUAGUAGUCAACGUCGACGAGCAGCUCGUGCGGUCCCUCGAGAAUAAACAGUUUGGCCGUCCGCUCGCGCUCGGCACCGUCGUCAGGGAGGCCGUCGCCGACAAGGACCUGUACCCGCUCGACGAGUUCACAAAGGCCAAGGAGAGCAUCUAUGCGGGUAAGACGUGGGCGCAGGUGCCGUGGAGCGUGAUCUCGUGGGCGGCGGGACAGUUGUUUGCAGGCAAGUCUACCUCGGGCGAGGAUAGGGUUCCGCAGGGGCGGUUUGUGGUAUUGAGGAAUGUCGAGGCGACGGCGAAGAGCCUUGCGGAGAGGGUUACCUCUGCGGAUUCAAGGUUCGACAGGACGUAUACGAAGACGCAUUUCCAAAAGACAUUUGCGGAUGCGCUGGUGCAGGAUCGGAGGUUAUCCGAGACGGAUGUGGAUAUUUUGCUGGUCUUCCUCUCACGGGACAAGGGGAUCGUGGUCUACGACGGGAAGGUUGUCAGGAUAAAGGGAUCGAGCACGGACGAGGAUGAGACGACGAUAACGGAGGAAGACGCGGCCGUCUCGUCGCUCAAGGAACUCAUCGCCGACAUGAAGCAUCAGACGGCCCUCCUCACAUCCCGCGUGGACGAGCUCGCGGCAACAGCAAAGGAAGCCGUCGUCAAAAAGAACAAGGUUGCCGCGCUGGCGGCGCUCAAGUCGAAAAAAAUGACCGAAGCGUCGCUCGAGAAGCGCUUCGCGACGCUGAACCAGCUCGAGGACGUGGCGGCGAGGAUACAAGAGGCGCGGGACAACGUCCAGCUCGUCAGCGUCAUGGAGGCGAGCGCGGGCGCGCUCAAGGGGCUCAACGAGAAGGUCGGCGGCGCGGACCGGGUCGAGGACGUGGUGGACCGGUUGCGGGAGCAGAUGGGCGAGGUGGACGAGGUGGGCAAGAUUAUCUCCGAGGCUGGUGCUGCGCCUGUGGUAGAUGAGUUCGAGGUUGAUGAGGAGCUUGAGGCUAUGGAGCGCGAGGAGAGGGAGAAGGUUGAGGCGGCGGAGCGGAAGGAGAGGGAGGCGACGGAGGAGAGGGAGGCUGAGGAGACGAGGAGGAGGCUCGAGGCCGAGAUGGCGGAUUUGAAGACGCCUGUUGCGGAGCCUGUUGCGAGGCAGGACGCCAAGUCGCCGACGGGGGAGACGGCGGAGAGUUUGGAGAGGAUGGGGCUCGAGGAGAGGGAGAGAGAGCGGGAGAAGCCGAUGCCUGCGCAGUGA